AUGUCGCAAGACAUUAUUUCUGCAGUGCUUGCCAUAUUGCGGAUCAACGUGCUCCUGCUAGCGCUGGCAUCCGCUUAUUUUAUCCGCUUGUUCGCAGUGCAGAACUUCGGCCGUGUGAUCCACGAGUUUGAUCCGUGGUUCCACUACAGGGCCACAGAAUACCUCGCAGCCAAUGGCGCAGCCUCCUUCUUUCGCUGGUACGAUCGUGAAGUCUGGUACCCUUUGGGCCGGCCCGUGGGCACCACCAUCUACCCUGGAAUGCAGUUUGUCGCCGUGUGGAUCUGGCGGAGCCUUCACUUCCUGGGCCAGGAGAUGACGCUGCACGAUGUGUGCGUCUUCAUUCCUGCCUGGUUUGGCGUGGCCUCCACUGCGUUUCUGGGGCUGCUGACCUUCGAAUGCACCAGGUCCAUAGACGCAGCGAUCUGCGCCGCGUUCAUCGUCGCGAUCAUCCCCGCCAACCUCGUGCGCUCCGUCGCCGGCGGCUUCGAUAACGAGUGCGUUGCCAUCACCUUCAUGAACGCCACGUUCUACUUCUGGUGCCGGGCGCUGCGGGGGACGAGUGCUGUCUGGGGAGCCAUCGCAGGUUUGGCCUACUUCGGCAUGGUGGCUUCCUGGGGAGGCUAUGUCUUCGUAAUCAACAUCGUCGGUCUGCAUGCGGGCUGCCUGUCCCUGUGGCGCUUCUCCACGAAGCUUCACCGGGCCUACACCGCCCUGUUCCUGGUGGGCACCAGCCUGGCAGUGCAGAUCCCAGUUGUCGGCUGGACGCCGUUGAGGAGCCUAGAACAGGCCGGGCCUCUCCUGGUCUUCCUCCUCCUGCAGGUUCUAGAAGGCCUCAGCAUCUGGCGAAGAAGAUCCAAGCUGCGGGAGGAGGACUUCCGCCGCCUGCGCUUCCAGGUCCUCCUUGGCGCCGGUGCGGCCUUGGCUUUGCUGGCCUCAGUCCUCCUGAAGCUGGGCUACGUGACGCCCCUCUCCAGCCGGGUGCGGGGCCUCUUCGUGAAGCAUCGGACCGGGAAUCCCUUGGUGGACUCUGUUGCCGAGCACCAGGCCACGAGCCCACGAGCCUAUUGGCAGUAUCUGCAUCACAUGUGCAGCAUGUCACCUUUGGGCAUCGUGGUGUCAGCCGCCAGCCUCACCGAAGUGAAGGUCUUUCUGGUUCUUUAUGGUGCCGUGACCUACUACUUCUCCUCCAAGAUGAAUCGGCUGGUGAUGCUGCUUGGGCCCAUGGCCGGGGCACUAGGCGGUGUGGGCGUCGCUUGGGCAGUGCGAUGGGCCCUGCGGCAGUUUGGUGUGAAGGUGCCAAGUGAGCAGGGCGAGGGCGAGGGCGAUGGGGGCAAUGGCGAAGCUGCCGCGCGGAAGCGGCCAGCCGACAAAGGUGGGCCGAGGGAAAUCCUGGAGGAGGUGAUGCACCCCCUUCGCGAGGCAUACGAGGAGUCGAUCUUGCAACGCAAGGCCACAGCUGGUCUGGUCUUGCUGAUGGUCCUGGUUUGCGGUGUGGAGUUUAUCGGCUACUGCUGGACAGUUGCCGAGCGUCUGUCCCAUCCCUCCAUCAUCAAGAAGCAGCGGAUUGGCGACCAGGAGACUAUAGUGGAUGACUACCGAGAGGCCUACUGGUGGCUGCGUGACCACACUCCGCAGGAUGCCCGGGUCAUGGCCUGGUGGGACUACGGCUACCAAAUCAAUGGACUGGCCAAUCGAACCACCCUUGCAGAUGGGAACACGUGGAACCAUGAGCACAUUGCCUUGCUGGGCUGGUGUCUGACAGGACCCGAAGAAGACUCUUACGAGGUCAUCCGGCAUUUGGCGGACUUUGUCCUCAUUUGGGACGGUGAUGACUUGGCGAAGUCGCCGCACAUGGCGCGAAUCGCAAACUCUGUCUUCGGCGACCUUUGCGCUGAGCCCAUGUGCAGGGCCUUCCACCUGGACCGCGAGACGAAGCUGCCGAGCGAGACGAUGAAGAGCUCCCUGCUCUGGAAGCUGCAUUCGCAUGGUCGGGAGGAUGUCCAGGUGAACCCCCAACUUUUCGAAGAAGCUUACACCAGCCAGCGCGGCCUCGUGCGGAUCUUCAAGGUGCUCAACGUGUCGGAGGGGUCCAGGCACUGGGUCGAGGACCCUCAGAACUGGAAAUGCGAUGCGCCAGGCAGCUGGCACUGUCAGGGCCGGUACCCGCCGGGCAUCCACGAAAUCCUCGCGAAGCAAAAGGCCUUUCAGCAGCUGGAGGAUUUCAAUGCCGCGAGGGACGCAAAGGCCGAGGAGUACCAGAAGGCCAGGAGCACACAGCCAGAUGAUGAAGUUGUGCAUGUGUGGUGCUCAGGCGUACAUGAGAAGGCCUCAAAGCUGUCUGCGACGGACCUGGCACCCCCGCCACCUCGACCAGGAGCUCCGGAGUUGGGCCGGUCCUUGACAUCUCCCUGCAUGCUGACAGAGGAGGGAGUUCGGGAAGCCGCUCGAGUGCUAGGCACCGUGACCUCUGCUGACUUCCCGGAAAGCGCACUCGUGGCCGCAGGACGGCAGGCGACCGAGAAGAGGUUGCCUUCUGCCACAGAGAGGAAGAUCGAGCGAGCGACGCGCGACUUUGUUGUUCCAAUGACGUGCAACCAGAUGUACGGCUCGAGAUGGAAGACAGCUGAGAAGCCAGAGGACAGGUUUGGCAAGCAAUCCUGUGAUGUCUGCCUCUUCGUCGACCACAUGCACAAGACGAAGACGCCCUACUGUCCUCACCUGCGACUCUGA
Molecule: messenger RNA, 2730 nt
Organism: Symbiodinium sp. CCMP2456
Lineage: Eukaryota; Dinophyceae; Suessiales; Symbiodiniaceae
Source: the annotation of a GenBank genome assembly